AAGGCGGGAGGUUGAGCCUCGCCCCCCCAGUGAUUGGCCACAACUGUAGUCGGCGCCGCCUCAGGAUUGGCUACUCAAAGAGACGGACGCGGACCGACAAGCGAGUGAGGAGAUUUGCUGGUAGGACUCGGCGGCGGGGUGGCCGGCCGGCAUUGGCAAUAGGGCCUGGGCGCUUAGGUGAAUCUCAGCGGCCUCCGUUCGUGUCGAGGGUGGAGUUCCACGGAGAAAUCCUUUCGCGCGGAGGCUUGAGUGGUUUUCGUGGCUGGCUCUGACCGAGGAGGUGCUGAGAAGUUGGUGGCUUCUCGGGCUGGAGGACACGCGGCGCUCAGUUUCGGCGCCUGAAGGCUCCGUCCAUUUCUCCCUAGCGAGAGGAAGGAGAAAAAGAAGAGCCGGGGCCCUGGCAGAGACGUCCGCCGUAGCACUGCCCACUUUCCCCUCUCCAGCUGCUUUGCUCCCAGUGGAGUGGAGCCUUUUCUUUUCUUCUGCUAAUAACAGACUCUGAACCCAGGCAGGCCUCGGCCCCGGAGCGUGUCAAGCAGUAACGGAGUCUCUGAGCAUGUGCAGUGUUGCGUCCUCCUGAUUUGAGUCAUCGCAGCAGCCCGUCAUCAUCUGUCUAGGAAUCAGGGCGCUCCCGGUCUGACUUCUGUCUAGGAUGACUAUGGAUCAUCUGUAUUUCAGCAAACUGAGGUGGCUAGGUUUCAAGUUUGUGAAGACCGUGCAUCAUUCCAGAUGAUCUGCUGGCUUAAGCACCUGAUUAGAGUGAUGUUUGAACAAGUUGGAACAACUAUGGAAUCUUUGCUUUGGUCAAGUAAGCCUUAUGGUCCCAAUAGAAGUAUUGUAAGAAAAAUUGGCACCAACCUCUCUCUAAUACAAUGCCCAAGAGUUCAGUUUCAGCUUACUUCUCAGUCUGCAGAAGGCAGUCGUUCUAGCCAGUUGAGAGAAGAUGGAGUAGCCUCCCUUGCAGAUGUGGGAUGGGUUGCUGAAGAAGGUGGUGAAGUCUCUACACGGCUCAGGUCAGAAGUCUGGCCCAAAUCCCAACCAUUCUCCAGAGAUGAAAGCUGCUCAGGAGGAGCCCCAAGUAUUCAAGUACCUUUGCCAACACAAUCAGAAGAGAAGUCAGACUCCAAAACUGUAGUGGCUGCAAAUGAUGAAGCGUUGCAGAAAAUCAAUGCAUUAGAAAAUGAACUUGCCAGCUUAAGAGCGCAAAUUGCCAAAAUUGUGAGCUUGCAAGAACAGCAGAACCUGACAGCAGCUGGAAUAAGUUCUGCGGCAUCAACUUUUGUCCCACCAGGAGUGCUAGCACCACCACCUCCACCACCGCCACCUCUGCCUCCACCACCCCCUCUCCCCCAGAGUACCUCUGCCAUUGACCUUAUUAAGGAGCGCAAAGGAAGAAGACUACAUUCUGGACAGACUUUGACAGAUAAUACUCCAAAGAAGCCAGAAAUACCAAACAUGCUAGAAAUCCUCAAAGAUAUGAACAGUGUAAAACUACGAUCAGUGAAGAGACCAGAUGAAGGUACAAAAAGAAAAACAGCUGACCCAACUGAUCCUGCAGCUCUAAUAGCUGAAGCACUCAAAAAGAAAUUUGCUUAUCGAUACCGAAGUGACAGCCCAAAUGAAAGUGAAAAACAGACCUCAGUAUCCGAAGCAAAGCUGUUCCGUCUCCCUGUAUCAUGGGCUCCUUGCUUCUGCCCAUCACCUUUUCUGCCAACAUACAGCUGUUCUUCUUCUGCUUUUGGGCCACACAUACUGAAGUCUACAGGAAAAAUGAAGAUGCUAAUUGAAAAAUGUUAAGCAGGAAGAAAAACUUACUGCUUGAGGAAAUCGAAUGUCUAAGGGAUUGUACUGAAACAUGCCUCUAACUUCUAGUGGUGAUAGUGUAAGGAACAACACUUGCACUCGGAUAAAGCUUCUUACUACAGAAAUGCCCUUAUAUGAUAGGUCUUUAACACUAAUUUUAUCUUUUGUGUAUUUUGAUCAGCCUUAAACAACUUGUAUGAACAGAAUGAUCAAAAUGAGUUAUAGCUCCAGUGUAAAGUCUGAUGACUGGAUUGUGUACUAUUGCAUUUUAGCUUGGAAAUUACAUUUUGAAUUAUUUUUGUAUUAGGAUUCAGUCUCAUGCUGUGCUCUUAUUGCCUCAGUUAUAAUUGAAGCACAAAGAUUUCAGUGCAACCACAAUGCUUCUCAUGUCAUGCACUGUGAAGAAAAGACCUCAAAACUUUAUUUAUUACUCAGCAAUAUGAACUUCAGUGCUUAGUAUGCCUUAUCCAGGGAACUUUCCCUGAAGUGUCUUACUCUUGCUUUGUACCACCUGCUGCAGUGGCAGCAUAUGUGUAGGCAUUGCACUUGCCAAAGAUUGAACCACUUUUUUAUACAGGCCUAAAAUCUGUGACUUCAAGGGAAUGAAAACAAUGCUGUUACAGAAGACUGGGAAGGCUGCAUAUCAUGAAUUAGCAAGUUGGGGAAACUAGUGCAGAUCACACGACUUACCACUGAAGUAAAGUGCAUUUCACUUCUCAGGGUUACCAGACACAAGUCCCAAUUGAUACUUAACACUAAAGAAUAGUAGAGUACUAGGAACAAGCUAAUACAUUUGGGGAAGAACUCUAACUUGGUGUUAAAAUUUUGCAUGCAGAAUAUUCCAGUUUUAAUCCCUGGAUCCGAGGUUGAUUGGGAAUCCAUGACCAAUCAGUGUAGAUGGUACUGAGCUACACAAACAUACAUGAUUUGGUAUAAGGUACAUACAUAUGUUCAUAUGACUAAAGGACCAUAGCCUGAAAACUCUAGAACAAGCCAUAGGUUGAUUUGUAAUGAAUUAUAGCUGACAUGCCAAAAUGAAGGUUGAAGUUUUCUCUCUCCUCAUGCGUGCGGUGGGGAGUAUGUAUGCCCCAAAGCACCCUUAGACCUGUGUGAAUAUACCUAAACCAUGGUUUAACAUUGCAUAUGAACCAGGCUUAUAUAUUUUUAAAAGUUAACAACAUCCAGUUUGCAGUUUUUCCCUGCUAGAUGCUUGUCAUCUGAAGUAUUAGUGCCAGCAGACGGGUUAGUUCUAGAUCACAAAUCCAUUUGCUGUUAUAAGAGUUCAGUAGGAAUUUGUCUUUGUUAAAGGAAACAAGACAGGAGCCACUUGGUUCUUUGUUUGAAAAAUACUUUACUUUUGAGGAGAAACUGCAGUUUAGGUUCUGUUGCAGGUGGGAAACAUUUCUAAACUGAACUUUCUAAAUAAAGCCCAGAUCUCCUGGUUGAAAUUAGAAUGUCUAAGUGCUUGUUUUAGGAACUUGUUGCUUGGAUGUCUCAAGUUGUGUGGGUUUAGAGCAAAUUCAGUCAAGAUGUUAGGCACUGACUAGUGAUGGCCCUGAAAUGUUAAAAUCAUUUAAAAUUGUAUGAUGAAUUAUUAUUUAACAUUUGAAGCAUUUUUGCUUUAAGGACAUAUUUGUCCUCUAAGGACAUUAGUAUUUAAUCCUGCAUUACCAUAUACAAAAUAAACAGUAAAAUGCU
Messenger RNA from Hemicordylus capensis (graceful crag lizard), 3501 nucleotides. It is a transcript of the gene MTFR1, whose product is annotated as mitochondrial fission regulator 1. Gene Ontology annotation, biological process: aerobic respiration; mitochondrial fission. The transcript is spliced from 9 exons. The record is from RefSeq and is a predicted model, not a curated record. Gene Ontology annotation, cellular component: mitochondrion. The coding region runs from base 730 to 1797 and encodes 355 amino acids. Lineage: Eukaryota; Metazoa; Chordata; Lepidosauria; Squamata; Cordylidae.